GUAGUUCUUGUUUUUCUACGCCUGUCAUUAAAGUCACAUAUGUUUUGAGUACUAUGCAGCCUUAAAAAUGUUGUUUAAAUAUAUCCAUAUAUAUAUAAAUAUAUAGUAUAUGUAUCAAAAAAUAAUUUCGUAUAGUAUUGGCUAUAUAAUAAUUGUGUAGUAUUUGUAAUCAAUAGAAUAUUAAGUAGCGUGUUUUAUAACAAUACAAAUGUCUGAUGAACUAUUAAAUAAGGAAAAAGAAUUACAUCGAUUAAAUAAAGAAUUGGAAAUAAAAACGCGUCAUGUUUUGGAAGAAAUUAGAUCUAUUGCAGAUCAACAGAUUCAUAAUAAAUCAUCUAGACAGAAUGAUGUUACACCUCAUACUAAGGAUAUGGGUAUAAAAAAUGUAGAAUAUUCAAUGAUUAUAAAUAAUAAAUUACUUCCAAAUGUCACAACUAAACUAAAUGCUGGUUCGUUACAUACUUUAACAGAAGAAACACCAAAUUUAUUAAAACAAAACGUUGCAAAUUUCCAAAAUCAAAAUGAUGGCAAUAAAGUUAACGACGAGAUUGUUUCAUAUGAAGGAAAUGGUGCAGAGAACAAAGCUGUUAUUAAUUUUCUUAAAACAAAGCUAAAUAUGCUUCAUAAUGAAUAUAAAGUGAUUCAACUUGAAUAUAAAAAUAAGGUAAAUUAUUGCGAGAAAUUGGAAAAUGAAAAUAAAAAGCUUAAUUGCUGCAAGUCAAAAUUACAUAAACAAAUAACAUUAUUGAAAGAAACAAUUACAAAACUUGAAAAUAACAAUUCUAAUUUACAUGAUCAGAAUUUAGCUUUGAAUACUGAAAAUUCAAAUUUGAAAAAGGAUUUAGAAGAACUAAGAAAAGAAAUAAAGACUUUAAAUCAUCAAUUAAAUAACUAUGACUUACGAUUAAAUAGAUCUUUAGAAGAAAAUGAGAAAUUAAAAAGUACUAUUAAAUUUAUUCAUCUUGAAGAAAAAGAAUUACGAGAUCAAAUUAGACAGAUUCGAGAAGAUAAAAGACAAGGAAUAAAACAUUUAGAAAAACAACGUUUAGAAUUACUUCAAGCGUUUAAAAAGCAAUUAUUACUUAUAGAUAAUUUGAAGAAACAAAAUGAAUUUAUAAUAGCAGUAGAGCAUAUGCAUCUUUUGGAAGAAGAUUUUUCUAAGCUCCUAUUAGGGGGCCACCCCAUGGUGACGAUUGAUGAUUUUGAGCGUCAAAUUAGGGCACCAUCCAGCUGAAAUAAAUAAAGUCCGUGUACCGAUACUCGGAAAAUAAUCAUAAAACAUCCAAUGGAUUAUCAACACAUAGCAACAGCUUAAGAACAACGUCAUUUCUUGGAAAAGUCUAAAACCGUGAUACCUACUUGCACAUCAUGUAAUCCUGUUAAGAAUCUCAAUUUUCGAGAAAACUUUUAAAGUAUUCUUUUUUUUUUUAACUUAGUAAGUCUUUUUUUUGUACCUGUUCAAAGACAAUCGUUCUUAACGAGUAAACUCCUUUAAUAAAUAAUUAAAACAAAU
Polistes canadensis is the source of this 1513-nucleotide messenger RNA. RefSeq lists its product as uncharacterized. Bases 209 to 1234 code for a protein of 341 amino acids. Lineage: Eukaryota; Metazoa; Arthropoda; Insecta; Hymenoptera; Vespidae. The transcript has 6 exons. The record is from RefSeq and is a predicted model, not a curated record.